AUGGCGUCCAAUCCACAAGACCCUCUUCUUGGGGUUGUUGAAAGACAAUCGGAACCGAAGAGGCGCCGACGAACAGGCAGAUCAGCGUUCAAUAGCGCUGAACUCCACAAACGCUUUGAGCAGCAUGUGGCAAAGGCACAAAAUCUUUUUCUCCAGGGCGACAAAGAUGGAGCGGAACGAGAGGCGACGCUGGCAUUGCGUAUUCAUCCCACAGAUCACCUAUUUGCCCUUCUUGCUGUCAUUGCCGAGUCUAAAGGGCAUCGCGAUCGGGCCAGUGACUUUCGACUGCUGCAGGCAUUUCUAGCAAACGAUACGGUGCUGUGGGAGGAGCUGCUGCAUGAGUUCUUGCAGGAGCAGCUGUAUUAUAAAUCUGCGGUAUGCUUGCAAAGGUUAUCUGCGUUAGAAACAAAGGAUAAAACGCGCUACCGUACAUUACAACUGCAACUAGCUGACCUGUACAUUGGACUCGGAGAGGUGAAGCGGGCGGCGAACAUUCUAAUUCCACUCUGGAAUGGGAGUCGUUGUCGUGAUUUUGAAGUAUUUGCAUUGCUCUCGUCUCUUUUCUUUCAGCUUGGCCGGUGGAACUCUCUGCACCGCUUGAUUGAGUCGAGUCUGAAAAGUGCCUUCCGUCCCACUCCUGCGAUAGAGGCGGAGAGAAAACAGCUUGACCCUUCCGCUGCAGAUACCGGUGUAGGAGGCACAGCCACCUACGGCGGCGAAGGUGAGGUCGGUACCGUCGCAUCCACAACAAAGCGGAGAACCUCGAAGCGGGUGCGCUUCUUUGGCAUUGACGACGAUAACGAUGCAGAUAUUAAUAAUAACAACAACAACGACACUACGGAAGUGGGGGAGAAGGAGCAGCAUAAGGAGGGGACAAGCUACGCGUCUGCUAGCGUUUCUGCAUCUGCUGUGCCAGUGGAAGGGAUGGCAAAGGAGGAGGAGGAGGAGGAUGAUUUUGACUUCUCGAACAUGACAGGUAGUAGCGGAGCUCCUCCAACAAAGACGGUUGUAGAUACGACCCCAUCGGCGGUGGUACACUCCCUCUACGGCGACACCAUUGAACUUCAGACACCGACGGCCAAGAAGAACUUCCUCACCCUCGUGAAUGUGCACGCGGAGUUACUCAAUGAAGAGGGGCACUUUCUUGAUACAGUGCGACUCAUGGAGUUCACUGCAGGUUGUAUGCAGGUCCAGCUACUGGAGCUUCCGCCCGACUUACUUGUUCGUCUCGGUGUGGCGUAUGCGUACCUGGGUGGCCUCGAGCAACAGUGCCGUGAGGUGUUCCACCACAUAGUCGACACCUGCCCCAUGGCAGAGUACGGCGAUGUGCUCUACGACGCUGCCAACGCGCUGCAACAGGUUGGGCUGCACACCGAGGCCCACCUGAUCUUUCAGACUCUUCGCCGCUACCACGAGUUCCGCCUCUCAAGCAGCGGAAGCACCGCCGAAGGUGACGCCGAUGUGGAUGCGGAGGAGAUGUCGGAGGUGAAAACCGUUUUCGCUGCGGCGCUCUUCGCAGAGGGCCAGUGUGAGGCUUCAUUGGGCAACACAGAGGUGGCCUACAACGACUUCCUCCGCGUGCUGCAGGUGGAGCCGACACAUCUGCAAGCACGUCUUGCCCUUGGCCGCAUGUACGUGUACGAACUCAAGGACACGGAUCAGGCGGUAGUGGUCCUCACUCCACGCGAGGACGAGCCGCCGCUGGAGCGGAUUCAACUCGGCGCGGAGCUCGUGCGCGUCUUUGCGCGGGCAGAGAAGUACGUGGAGGCCAUUGCACUCGGCGUCUCCAUCUUCGAGCUUAUCCUCUCUGGAGAAGAAGACGGUGAUACGGAGUCCGUUGCACCCGGUUCGUCGAGGCGCAGCAGCGCACCGUUGUCGAUGCCGACUCUGUCGCGCGCAAGCUCCGCCAUUAUUCCACCAUCUGCCAUAUCCGAAAUCGUUAAUGGACCACGUCUGACAAGUAUGGCGGCUUCCUCGAUGGGACGCCUCUCACACACACUUGCCACGUCCAUCAGGGCUGCGAGCGCCACGUUUCGCUCCAACUUGGCCCGCCGCGGGAGUGCACCACUGACAAACUCCAUCUAUGGCGCCUCCGCAGCAGCGUCAACAGCAGCGGGGUGGGCACGCGCCGAUGAGGAGGAGCGGCUCAAAGACAGCUCGACAAUCUUCCGCUUUCAUCGCCAGAACAAACCAACAAAGCGGCCCCGCCAUGCGGGGGACAAGGAGGAGAAUAGCACCAAAAAGAACAACACCAACAACAUCGAAAAAAGUGAGGAUGUGGAGGAAGAUGGACAGCUCGCGAAGAGGCGGCGACGCGUCGAAGAGGUAACACAUCUCGGGGUAGAGUCCUUCUGGAAGGAGUCUGACGAAGAGAAAGGCAAGGACAAGGAAGCUUCGGGUGUCAAGACCGAAAAGGAGGAUGAGGCAUGUGGUGACAAGGGGCAUAAAGUGAAGGAGGAGGGGUUGGACGAACGGGAUCUCACCGAGUUGGAGGAGGCACUGCGUGAUGUAGGGGAGGAUGACGACAACGGCACCGCCGCGCACUACGAACUCCCCUCUCUCGAAGAAGUGAGCAAGCAGUUUAACGACCCGGCAAUGCGAGAACUGUUCAUGCAGGCAUCUACCAAUGACGCACCUGUGGCGCCACAUAAUCCAUGGGACCCUAGCGGAGUUGCACCCGUUGCUGCUGCUGCCCCUGCAGCCUUGCCUCUAGAUGCCGGCGGCCUUAAUGUUGGUGAGGGAGGUGGUAGUAGUGGCUUAAAUUUUCCACCAGCGCCCUCUAGCAUGCGAGUGACGGUUCGAGACGCAUUAGGGGUCCUUGGACGGGCCGGAUUUGUCGAGCUCGCCGUCACUGUGAUUGACUGCUACACCGCAAUUGGAAAGUUCACGGAGGCAAAGGAGUUUGCAUUUGUCAUCCUCACCAGGUGCCCGCGGACGAGCAUAUUUCGCCACGUCGGUGCCCUUGAGCGGCCGCUCCGCUGGGCCGUGCUGCGUGCAGCGUUGGCAUCACAGGAAAGCGAGGACGCCUACCGCGUGGGCAUCCGUCUUCUCCAAGAGCAAUGCAGUGAGGAAGAAAAAAAUCGUGUGGUUGAGCUGCUGUUCAGUGUGUUGAACCGCGUGGAGGAUGGCAGCGCCAUUCUGCUCCGCCUUGUCGCAGACCGCAACCAAGCUGACCCACCAAUGCUUAUCCUGCUCGGGAAUCGCUACUUCCUUCGCCGUUCGUACAUACGCGCACUCAACUUGUACCUUGCUGCCCUACAAAAGCGCCCCAACGACGUCCUUGUUUGCUUUCUAGUGGGUCUGUCGUACAUGCUCAUCAGCCACCAGAAGAAGAUACGGGCGCGGGACGCCUGUGUGGUUGCUGGGUGGCAUUAUCUCGCUAGGUAUCAAGAAACGGUGUGCGCUAUUGAUGCGCAGCGCCUGGGAGAGGCGGUGUACAACUGCGCCAGAGCAUUCCAGUACCUCGGCUUGCACCACCUCGCCAUUCCACUGUAUGAGCAGGUAGCAUACGAGUACAGUGUUCCUGAGCAAUGUACGCUGGCUCUGCAGCGGGCCGCAAGAUGGAAUCUAUACUUUACGUAUCGGUGGCGCACGGGAAACGCGGCACUGGCGAUAGCUGCAUUGCAUCCAAAGAGGUGA
Molecule: messenger RNA, 3639 nt
Organism: Trypanosoma grayi
Lineage: Eukaryota; Euglenozoa; Kinetoplastea; Trypanosomatida; Trypanosomatidae
Exons: 1
Coding region: 1-3639 (1212 amino acids)
Biological process (GO): transcription by RNA polymerase III
Cellular component (GO): transcription factor TFIIIC complex
Molecular function (GO): protein binding
Source: RefSeq, a predicted model, not a curated record